GUUUUGUGGGAUCAUCACAAAUAUGGUACAGCUACAGCUUCAAGUUAUCACUUGCAGAGAAUUUGUCUUAUCUGUUUUAGACAAGCAGGACUGUAUGGGAAAAGGCGAGGUCAGAAAGAAGAGGAUGAGCAAGAAGAUCUUACCAAGGACAUGGAGGACCCAACACCUGUACCGAACAUAGAAGAAGUGGUACUUCCCAAAAAUGUGAACCCAAAGAAAGACAGUGAAAACACGCCAGUGAAAGGAGGAACAGUAGCAGACCUAGAUGAGCAGGAUGAAGAGACAGUUGCUACAGGAGGAAAGGAAGAUGAAGAUCCCAACAAAGGUGAUCAGAGUCGAUCCAUUGACCCGGGUGAAGACAAUGUCACAGAACAGACCAAUCACAUAAUUAUUCCAAGCUAUGCAUCAUGGUUUGACUACAACUGUAUUCAUGUAAUUGAACGCCGCGCUCUUCCAGAGUUCUUCAAUGGGAAAAACAAGUCCAAGACUCCAGAAAUAUACCUGGCUUACCGUAACUUCAUGAUUGAUACGUAUCGCUUAAACCCUCAGGAGUACUUGACCAGCACUGCCUGCAGAAGGAACUUGACUGGAGAUGUAUGUGCUGUAAUGAGAGUGCAUGCCUUUCUGGAGCAGUGGGGUCUAGUUAACUACCAAGUGGAUCCAGAAAGCCGUCCCAUGGCAAUGGGCCCUCCUCCUACUCCUCACUUCAACGUGCUUGCUGAUACCCCCUCUGGACUUAUGCCUCUUCAUCUCCGAGCUCCUCAGGUCCCUGCUGCCCAGCAGAUGUUGAGCUUUCCUGAGAAAAACAAAGAAAAGCCUACUGACCUGCAGAACUUUGGACUUCGCACAGACAUUUACUCAAAGAAGACCUUGGCAAAGAGUAAGGGAGCCAGUGCUGGAAGAGAAUGGACAGAGCAAGAGACGCUGCUGCUACUAGAGGCUCUGGAGAUGUACAAAGAUGACUGGAAUAAAGUCUCUGAGCACGUUGGGAGUCGCACCCAGGAUGAAUGCAUUCUCCACUUUCUGAGACUUCCCAUAGAGGACCCUUAUCUGGAGAACUCUGAUGCAUCCUUAGGCCCAUUGGCUUACCAGCCUGUACCUUUCAGCCAGUCUGGAAACCCGGUGAUGAGCACUGUUGCUUUUUUGGCAUCUGUGGUAGAUCCUCGGGUGGCAUCAGCUGCAGCUAAAGCUGCUUUAGAGGAGUUUUCUCGGGUCCGAGAGGAGGUACCAUUGGAACUAGUUGAAGCCCAUGUCAAGAAAGUGCAGGAGGCAGCAAGAACCUCUGGGAAGGUGGAUCCAACAUAUGGACUAGAGAGCAGCUGCAUUGCUGGAACAGGUCCAGAUGAGCCAGAGAAGCUUGGUAGGUCAUACGUUUUGAAUGCAGAAAUUUUUGCAGAUCAGGUUUAUCUUUAGUACUUUUUUUCAGCG
This is a messenger RNA of Chrysemys picta bellii (western painted turtle), 1428 nucleotides long. Lineage: Eukaryota; Metazoa; Chordata; Testudines; Emydidae. The record is from RefSeq and is a predicted model, not a curated record.